Molecule: messenger RNA, 2322 nt
Organism: Coccinella septempunctata (seven-spotted ladybird)
Lineage: Eukaryota; Metazoa; Arthropoda; Insecta; Coleoptera; Coccinellidae
Exons: 2
Coding region: 1-2322 (773 amino acids)
Source: RefSeq, a predicted model, not a curated record
AUGAAACAGGGCGGUAGAGAGCAGCGGGCUGGCCCUCUUCGGAGCCGUCUGGAGGAAGAGCCCGAUGGGGUAAGCUGUGGAGCGAGCGGCGCAGCCCCCCGAGAUGGCACCGCAAGACUUGUCUCGAGCUCUGUCAGAAGGGAAAGGAGAAGCAUUAGCUUGGACGGUGUUCGUACACGUCCCGCAGCCUCUCCAAAACGAGAUGGGAGAACACGAUGGAGUGACGAUGAUAAUAUUAUGUUGAUGCGUGUUCAUUUUGUAGCUAGGGAAUUGGAACGGAAUACGGACUUUACUUAUAGGAAUAUACUUACGCAGACCUGGAAUGAUAUAAGACCGGAUAGACAAUUGUAUGCUUCGCUCUUGGCCAACCGAGUGAGAUGGUUGUUGGAAGAGGAAAAGUGUACUCAAAUUGAGCUUGAAAAUAUCAGAAUGAGCUGUCACCCAAGGGGGGCAGUUCCUGGGUCUGAUGGUGAACCACCAGUAGAGAAUGUAAGCCUCAGACCAGAGGAACAGAAGAAAACCAGCAAAUUGGAGGAAAAACUGAUCAGAAAUUUUGUGCGAUUCUCUGGUGUAGCAGCUGAAAGUAGACUUGCUGUCCCAAGAUUAAAGGGAUCUAGGAAAAUGCUGGAGAAGGUUGAGGCUGUGAAUACGAUCUUGCUGAAACUGAUACAGCCAGCAGACACCCUUCAGGUCAUGGUCGACUAUGUCUACGCCGCGGCCAUUACUGUCUGCGGUGAGAUGGGAGUGGAGAUCAGAGGACCACGAGUACCCAAAAAAGAUCAAACUCCACCAUGGAAAGGACGCCUUGAGACAAAAAUACAGGAGAUCCGAAAAAAAAUAGGAGUGUUACAAGCUUACCUGUCCAAUAGUCAACCAUCAACUAGAGUCUCUAAGUUGGCCCGCCGAAUAGUGUCGCACUUCGGGAUCCGAACGGGAAGCGCACAGCUCAGAGACCAAAUGAGUGCAGUGUCAGAAAAGCUGAAACAAAAAAUAAAAAUAUUAGGAAACCGAGUUAAACGCUACAACGAAAGAGUAAUGAGAUAUAAGAACAACAAAUUAUUCCAUCAGAAUCAACAGAAGUUCUUCAGAAGUCUGGAGGAAAAACCACUAGAAAGAGGAAAAGCUCCCACAAAGGAAGCAAUGCAUCUGUACUGGAAGGGAGUAUGGGAAAGUGAAAAACAAUACGACGAACAAACCGCAUGGAUCAGGGAAGCCGAGAAAGACACAGUUAAGUACACGAGAGAAUGCUUGGAGAUCACCGAGCUAGACAUGAAGUCGGUGCUCCAAAAAACGAAUAAUUGGUCGGCCCCGGGUGUAGAUGGUGUGCAGAAUUAUUGGUGGAAAUAUUUCACGUCCACCCAUCGUCAUUUAGCCAAACUCUUUCAGGAGGCUCUGCACAAUCCGAACAUAAUACCCCGAUUUUUCACGCUGGGAAAAACUGUGAUGAUCCCAAAAGGUAAAUCCACAACAGAUCCUAAAAAUUAUAGGCCGAUAACUUGCCUGCCUACUGUUUAUAAGAUUCUGACGGGUGUUUUAACGCGUCAGCUCUGGAAACAUAUCAAUAAAAACAAAAUUCUGGCUCCUGAACAGGGUGGAUGCAGAGGAAAUUCGCGAGGAUGUGAAGAAAUUCUUACAACAGAUUAUGUCAUCACCAAACAAGCCAAAAAGAAACAAAGGAACAUCUCAGUCGCUUGGGUGGAUUAUAAAAAAGCGUUUGACUCGGUCCCUCACCCUUGGCUUAUAAAGGUUCUGAGAUUAUAUGGGGUUCCGGAAGAAAUGAUAAAGCUCUUGGAGUGCUUGAUGAAAUCUUGGCGAACUAAUCUUACUUUUGAAUCUGAAAACCAGCAACUAAAAACAGAUACGAUAAACAUCAGAAGAGGUAUCUUCCAGGGAGACACCCUUAGCCCCCUAUGGUUCUGUUUGGCAAUGAACUUUUUAAGCCAACUCAUUAAGAAACAAAAGUACGGGUACAUAUUGGAGAAAGAGCGCAAUGUUAAGAUCAGUCACCAAAUGUAUAUCGAUGACCUCAAAUUGUAUGCAGCCAACGAGGAAGAAAUGAAGAGGCUUCUGAAGAUCGUCACCGCUUUCACGAAGACUAUUGGAAUGGAGAUUGGAACGGACAAGUGCGCGGUAGUUCAUGUAAAGCGGGGAAAAAUACAGCAGGGCGACGGGCUGAUGGUUAUGGAAGACAUAACAAUACCAAGGUUGGGAUCGCACGAGCACUAUAAAUAUCUUGGAGUACAGCAGGCUCUGGACAUAAAAACGACUGAAAUGAAAAAUAUCUUUCGAGGCAGGAUGGAGGACGAGGACUACAGAACAUAG